ACUUCAAAAGCAGAAGUGUGGAAGAAAAAGCCAUUUCGUAUUGUAAUAAUGCGUGACCUUUUGAGUACCACCCGUAUAUUAGCAACUGUAGUACAAACAUAUUAGAACAACUUUAUAAAUGGAUAUUUUUAACUGUUUUACAGAUGAAAAGGUGCCAUAUAGACCUGGAAUUCGAAUCUGAAACUUUCUGGAUGCUCUGGGAGUUCGGCAGUGGCACCUAUACAAAAAUGCUGGGAGACUGUGAAGAAAGGGACUAGAAAUGACCGAAAACAGCAAUCCUAAGGCCAAUAGAUGAUGUCUUCAUGGAGAAUAGGGUGAGAAAUUUCACCGUCCUUCCAAUCUUCCUGAGGCAAACUGAGAUCAACUGAGUUAACCUUCAAAGACUAAGUCUAAACUGAGUCUAAAAUGUUCUUCAGGGAAGGACGGCACUUGACUCUCACUUUGGCGAUAAUCUGGUUCCUGACACUAAGUCUGUCUGCCAGUCAGAACUGCCUCAAGGAGAGCCUCGAAGACGUCGUCAUUGAUAUCCAGUCAUCUCUCUCUAGGGGAAUCAGAGGCAAUGAGCCCAUCCAUACAGCAGCUGAAGAAGACUGCAUUAAUUCUUGCUGUUCAACACAAAACAUAGCAGGGGACAGAGCGUGUAACUUGAUGAUCUUUGACACUCGCAAGACAGCGGGACAAGCCAACUGCUACCUGUUUUUCUGUCCCAGUGUAGAAGCCUGUCCACUGAAACCGGCCCAGGGCCUUAGGAGUUACAGGAUAAUCCAAGAUGUUCCGUCUUUGAGUGAUUUGCUACAGCAAGAGUUGGUGCAAGAAGGUUCUCUCUCUCCCAGCCAGUCUCUAGGAGCCGUCACGUCCCUGCUGCCUGCUUCGAGGGGUCUUUCAAAGCCCACUGAUCUCUUAGGGGGAGAUGUAUCUUCUCAGAGGUCUGGAUCUUCAGAUCACCUGCAGAAACUCUCCCAGAUCAGCCAAGCAAGUACCCAGGUCCCCGUUAAUAAAGACAAAGGCCACUCUCAGAGUUUACAGUCUUCCUCAGACCCAGAAGUAGCUCAUUUGUUGCCUGAAAAUUCAACCACCUUCUCCCCUGCAGGGGCCAUUAGUUUUCAGCCUAACAGCUCUGCAACUCUGAAGCCUGUAUUUCUUGCACACACCAGUACCUCAGAGAUACCCCCGGUGACUUUUCAACCCCAGGUGGCUACCACAGUUCCACUCAUAACCACUGUCCCCUCUCAGCCUCCUCCAGCCCCUCUUUCCACAGUUUUUACACGAGCUGUGGCUACUCCCCACGCUGCGACUACAACAGCCGUUCUGACUACCAUCUUUCAGGCAUCUAGGGACUCGAAAGGCACCCCAGAAACGAUGCCCUUUAGAGAAAUCUCCAAGCUUGCUUCAAGCGCAGGGCAUGUGCAUAACCCUACUACACUCCCUUUGUCAAAUGUGGAGUCUUCCGCUACAAAUAAAACUGUUUCCCCAGAAAAUUUAAAGGCCGCGGUGGACAGCUCAGCACCGAGAAGUGUUCUAGAAAACCAGUAUGGCCUUCCAUUUGAAAAGUGGCUCCUUCUGGGGACCCUGCUCUUUGGUGUUCUGUUCCUGGUAAUAGGCCUGGCACUCUUGGGUAGGAUAUUCUCAGAAUCCCUCCGCCGGAAACGGUACUCACGACUUGAUUACUUGAUCAAUGGGAUCUAUGUUGACAUCUGAGGACAAAAUUCAUUAUCUCUUAAUUCACUGAGUACCUAGGAGCAACGCACACUGCAUUUCUGCAAACUUGCUGAUCUCAGCAAAUUAGAUUUCAAAGACUGGAAAAUGUUCCCUAGCACUUUCUUCUUAUUUUUUGAGGACAAGGGAGAAGACCCAAAUUAGGUAAUUUGCAUGAUCUUGCUAAAAUAUUCACUGAAAAUUAGGCUCUAUCUAUAGUAAGAAAGUGUAAGUGCCAUAUACAUUGGAAAAUUCAGGGUUCUGGGGAUUUAGCUCAGCUGCACAGCGCCUGCCUGGCAAGCGGGAGGUCGUGAGUUCGAUUCCCGGUACCGGAAAAAAAAACAAACAAAAAAAAGCAGCUGGCUUUAUGCAAGGGAAAAAAAAGUCAGAAUAUCAAGUUUCCAUUUGAUUAAUAUUUCUGGUUCCAGAUAAAGUCAACUGUUUAUGAUAUUGGUUUUAAUGGAUUUGCUUUUUAUAUGAAUUCCAAUAAAACUUAUUCCAGAUGUAUUUCCUUCCAAUUAAAUAUUUGAAUAAAUCUUCUGUUACUCAGUAAUGUUCCUGUAAGUGAUAUGUCCAUGCUGGAUAACUUUCAAUUUAUUCCCACCAGCGAAAUGAUGAAAUGAAGAAAAUAUGCGUUCCAAGUUAAAAUGACAAACCCCCCUUUCCUGUCAAUGAACAAAGAGAUUCAUUUGGGAGGAUAUUAGCCUACUUGGAGACAGUGAUAAAUCGGUUCUAAUAAAUAGCCAAAUCCA
This is a messenger RNA of Chinchilla lanigera (long-tailed chinchilla), 2447 nucleotides long. RefSeq names its product MANSC domain containing 1 (gene Mansc1). NCBI's taxonomy places the organism in Eukaryota, Metazoa, Chordata, Mammalia, Rodentia, Chinchillidae. Bases 406 to 1698 code for a protein of 430 amino acids. The transcript has 4 exons. The record is from RefSeq and is a predicted model, not a curated record.